UCCUCAGAUUCCGAACCCAAAAAGGUCCCAAAAACCAAAAAGAAAAGGGGAAAAAAAGAAAAAAAAAACACUUUCACCCAUCAUUUUCUCUUGUUGGGUUUUAGAGAACCCAAAAAAAAAAAAACCCCAGAGAAAAGGAACCAAGAAAGUUCUUUGCUUGCACUCUCAUUUUCUUUCUGCUGGGAUUUUUCGAUCAGCGACAACAUUGAGAUUUCAAUGGAGGUUUCUACAAGAGCUGGGACCCAUGAUUUCACCAUGGCCUCAAGAAAGGCUGAAGAAGCAGCUUGGAGGCGAUGCCAAGCUGUGGAAUGGCUCGAAAGCCAGGUGGGUCCGCUCGGAAUAUCGAACCAGCCUUCGGAGAGAGAAUUCAUUUCUUGCCUAAGAAAUGGUCUCAUUCUAUGCAAUGCCAUAAACAAGAUUCACACAGGAGCGGUUCCCAAGGUUGUGGAGAGUCAAUUUCCUAUACAAUCGCUCAACUGGGAAAUGCAACCGCUGCCCGCUUAUCAGUACUUUGAGAAUGUCCGCAACUUCCUGGUUGCUGUAGAAGACAUGAAGCUUCCUGCUUUUGAAGCUUCUGAUCUUGAAAGGGAUACAUUGGAAGCAGGGUCGGUGGCCAAAGUUGUUGAUUGCGUUUUAGGCCUUAAAUCUUAUCAUGAGUGGAAGAAAAUGAGCUGCGGCAAUGGAUUUCAUAAAUAUGCAAAAUCACCUUUGGCUAUGCAUUCUGCCAACAGGAUGCAUUCAAGAGCUUCGGCUGCAAUCCCAUCGGACUCUUGUAGACGAUUGGAUUUGUCUGCCACAUGUGACAGACAAACGCAAGCACCCUGUACGGGUGACAAUAAGAAGCUCGAAGGCGCUCUGGUAGAAUCUAUUGUCAAGCUGCUUGUAGAUUCUAUGGUUGGCACAAAGGAAAAUGUUGAUGACAACCUUAUCGCUUCCUUCCGUAAUGGAGCUUUGCAGGAUCCGGUCAAGCUAUUCAGCAAGAUCAUGUCAGGUUCUUUGAUAGAACAGCUCCAGAAAGAAUUGCCUGAGCUAUGUUCAGUGUUAAAAGAUUCAUUGAGAGGAAGUAGUAUCUCUCCAGCCCGCUCAACAUCUGAGCCUCUGGGAAAUUUAUCUGUGCUUGGAAAUACACGGCGCUGCAAAUCUUGUUCGAGAAUGGGUAAAUGUAACUGUCAUCACAAGGAAUUAUUUCAAAUGCAAGAAAAAGAACUGACAGAUCUCAAGGCCUUGUUGGUGAGAACAAAGGAUGAGUUUGAAGACCUACAGUCCCAGUUUCAGAGAGAUUUGAACUACUUAGGAACCGAGGUACAAGAACUGUCAACUGCCGCUCUCGGAUAUCACAAGGUGGUUAAAGAGAAUAGGGCUUUGUACAACAUGGUUCAAGAUUUGAAAGGUAACAUUCGAGUUUACUGCAGAAUUCGGCCGUCCUUCAACGGUGGCUCAAAAGGUGUAAUAGAUUUUGUUGGAGAGGACGGUUCACUAGUUCUGUUAGACCCAUCAAAACCUGGCAAGGAUGGAAGGAGAGUUUUCAACUUCAACAGGGUGUUUGGCCCCACUUCUACACAAGAUGAGAUUUUUAAGGACACUAAACCAUUAAUUAGGUCUGUCAUGGAUGGUUACAAUGUAUGCAUUUUUGCAUAUGGUCAAACAGGCUCCGGAAAAACACACACUAUGAGUGGUCCAUCAGGUGGUUCAACCACAGACAUGGGAAUCAAUUACUUAGCUCUCAAUGAUCUCUUCCAGAUAUCUAGCAAGAGAAAGGACAUCAUAAGUUAUGAACUUCAUGUCCAAAUGGUCGAAAUAUAUAACGAGCAAGUUCGUGACCUUCUUGCAGAAGAUUCAUCAACCACUAAAUAUCCUUUCAUACAGGCUUUAGAGAUCCGUAGCUGCACGAGUGAUAAUGGCUUGAGUCUGCCAAACGCUACAAUGCGUUCGGUGAAGUCCACUGCCGAUGUUCUCAAUCUCAUCAAGGUUGGUGAGGUGAAUAGAUUUGUCAGCUCCACUGCAAUGAACAACCAGAGUAGUCGUUCACACAGCGUCCUGACUGUACAUGUUCAUGGAAAAGAUGCAUCUGGUGACAAUCUCCGCAGUUGCCUACAUUUGGUAGACCUCGCAGGAAGUGAACGAGUGGACAAAUCCGAAGUCACGGGAGAUCGGCUCAAGGAGGCACAGUGCAUCAACAAGUCGCUUUCUUGUUUGGGAGACGUAAUUACGGCCUUGGCUCAGAGGAAUGCUCACAUCCCUUAUAGAAACAGCAAACUCACCCUUCUACUGCAAGACUCCUUAGGUGGACAUGCUAAAACGCUGAUGUUUGCGCAUGUUAGUCCGGAAGAGGAUUCGUUCGGUGAAACAAUUAGCACCUUGAAGUUUGCUCAGAGAGCUUCGACUGUUGAACUUGGUGCUGCUCGUUCAAACAAGGAAAGCAGUGAGGUUGUGCAACUGAAACAUCAGAUUGAGAGCCUCAAAAAGGCGUUGGCAAACAAGGAAGCACAGAAUGUACAGCUCAACAAAACAUGUGAGAAACCAAGAGCAAUAAUGGAGAGAACCCCUCCACGCCCUCGAAGACUGAGCAUCGAGAAUUGCGGCGCGGUGAAGAAUGAGAAAGAGAUGAAUCCUGACGACAGAAAGGGAUCCAAGACCCCCUCCGUGCCAAAUCGGUCAAGGAGAUCAAGCUUGGAAGGUCCGAGAUCUUUCAAGAAGGAUAAUCUAGAGAUAAAUGUGGCAGAUGAUAUGUGCAGGCCAAAGGCAAUGUUGGCACAGAAAUACGGUCAACCUCAAGAUGCCGAGGCUGCCACAAAGUCAUUUGGAAAUUUCAGCAGUGGAAGCUGUAUGCUAGAUAGUAGAACACAAAUUCCUUCUCUUCAGUUACCAAAGGAUCCUAGGAGUCCAACAAGUGCUACCUAUCAAAAGCGAGUAAAAAUGGAUAGUCGAACGCAGAUUCCUUCUUUUCAACUACCAAAGACACCCGAAGCGCAAAUAAGCUUCAAAAAUGAGGUUCAGAUUCUGAUGCAGAAUGAGCUAACCAUAUCUACUGAUUACCAGACACCUCAAGUGAUUAGUAGCACAAAUGGUAAAGGAUCCCAGAUUCGGAGAUCCUUGAGGACGAUCGGAAAGCUGAUUAAUGGAUCUGAGAAAAGGAACCAACAGAAUUUGAUGGAAGCACAACCAACCCUUAAAGUUGCAAGCAAUAUCAAUGAUGGGAAAUCACCAGUUACAACAAGUGCAAAAUCUCUAAGGAGGCAAUCACUAACCGGUAUCCAAUCGGGGUCGGACAGAAACCGAAGAUCUUCUCUUGGAGGGAAGCUAACUGACAACAAUCAUGCAAAGGACACUAGAAAUGCCAAGACACCUCCUCCUGUGCGCCAAUCAACAAACUUGACUCGGAGAUGGGUGUAAUGAGCUCAUACGACAAUAAAAAUACUGUAGUUGCGCUUCAACUUGAAGCUUUAGCUGACUUGCUAACAUUGAGUUAGGACAAAAACCAAAAAAUUGCCCAGAAAGGUUUUCUUACUCAUUAAGCAAUCUGUUGAUAGUGAUUCUCCUUGUAAUUACAAUAACAAAU
Molecule: messenger RNA, 3559 nt
Organism: Morus notabilis
Lineage: Eukaryota; Viridiplantae; Streptophyta; Magnoliopsida; Rosales; Moraceae
Product: kinesin-like protein KIN-14L
Exons: 20
Coding region: 217-3393 (1058 amino acids)
Biological process (GO): microtubule-based movement
Molecular function (GO): microtubule motor activity; ATP binding; microtubule binding
Source: RefSeq, a predicted model, not a curated record